This is a messenger RNA of Drosophila montana, 5579 nucleotides long. RefSeq lists its product as uncharacterized. The record is from RefSeq and is a predicted model, not a curated record. NCBI's taxonomy places the organism in Eukaryota, Metazoa, Arthropoda, Insecta, Diptera, Drosophilidae. The transcript has 2 exons. The coding region runs from base 191 to 4339 and encodes 1382 amino acids.
GUGCAUCCUUUUGGGCAAUAUGCGGCGACAGGCUGUCAAACGGAAAAACUGAAAAUAUCCAAAAUUCAGUCUACAGAAAACGCGUACGUGGUGCAGAAGUAGCCGCGCGUGGCCACCACAACGGCGUGCUAGACUUGUCGGUAUGAUAAAUAAGUGAAACGCCCUGUACAAGUUCUUAAUAUCAUCCAAAAUGGCCGCAUCCAUAUAUGCCACCCCACCGCCGGAUCUGAGCAGCGAGGACACAGCGCUCUCCGAUGUCUCCAACUCAUCCACACUCAACACAAAUCGCGGCGGCGGCAGCAGCAACAACAGCACCAGCAACAACAACAGCAACAACAACAACAACAACAGUCACACAUUGCAGCCACAUGAAGCCACAGCAGCAACAACAACAGCAGCAACAGCAGCGAGCACAACAGCCACAGAAAUGUCACCCACUCAGCAAGCGCACUUGGACACGGAGUCCAAGUCGAAGUUGAGCGCCACGGGAAGCAACACAAAUGAGGCAGACGAAGCUGAUGGCGAGGAGGAGGGCGAGGGCGACGGCGAGGCCGAGGGCGAGGCAGACGGCGUUUUGGAUCAAACGGCAAUGGCCGCAAUGGCCGCGGCCGCAGCAAAUGCAGCAGCCAUGCAGCUGCAGCUGCUGGAGGCGCUCAACGAUGCGGCCAAAAAGCGACGCAAGCAACACAAUCCUAGUCGUCUGGAGGCGCUCAAUCUGAGCGGCGCCGAGACGGACGAGGGGGCCGCCAAAGAUGCCGCAGCGGAGCCAGUGAUCGACUACGAGGAGAAGCUGUCGAAAAUGCUGCUACCCAAGUCCAUCGAGAAGCUGAAGGAGACAUUCGAGCUGCUGCAGCAGCAGAAGCUACAGCCCGAAGACAUAUCAGAAGCGGAGGAGAGGCAGCAACUGGAACAGCAGCAGCAGCAGCAGCUGCAGCGGGAGCGGGAGCAAUCGCCAAUGAAUCCCUAUCAGACCUACUGCAAGCAGUGCGGCGAGAACUUUGAGACAGAGUUCAAGCUCAGCCUGCACAUGCUGCAGGAUCAUCAACAGCAUCAACAGCAGCAGCACCAGCAACAGUUGUCGUCGCAACAGCAGCAACAGUUGGCGGCAGAUGAGCCCAUGGACUUGCUGGCCAACAUUCAAGUUAAACUGGAGCGUGCUGACAGUCCCACGCAGCUGGAGCUGCAGCAGCAGCAACAGCAGCAGCAGCAGCUGGAACUGGCCAAUGGACAUGGCAACAACAAUAAGGAGCACGAGCUCUGGCUGCAGGCCAUGGCACAGCAGCACCAGCAGCAACAACAACAGCAGCAGCAGCAUCAACAGCAGCUGCCGGGCAUGCCGCCCGCCUUUGCAUUUCCGCCGGAGGCCGCAGCGCUGGGCUGGCCACUUUUGGGCAUGCCCGGCUUUGGAGGCGUCGAGGGACUCAAUCGGCCGCCGCUGCGCAUCUUCAAUCCGGAGGCCUAUUGCGAGUUGUGCAACAAGGAGUUCUGCAACAAAUACUUUCUCAAGACGCACAAGGCCAACAAGCAUGGCAUCUUUGAUCCCGCCGGUGACUUGGCCACGCCCAACAACAAUAUCAGCAACAUCAAUAACAACAACAACAGCAGCAACAGCAACAAUAACAACAACAUCAACAGCAUCAACAAUACGAGCAGCAGCAGCAGCUCCACUUCCAUGUUCCAACAGCUGCAAAUGCCGCGCGAGCCGCCGCCGCCGCCGCUGCCGCCGGCAGCACAAAAGCCAGAGCCACAAUUGACGCCACCGGCGCCGCCAGCGGUGCAAUGCGACAUCUGCUCGAAGCGCUUCACCAACGUCUUCGCCAUGCGCCGCCAUCGCGCCAAGCAGCACGAGCAGGCAGCCACGCCCACAGCCUCACCAACGCCCCAAGCGACGCGACGCGGCAGCCCCAACGAGCAGCCACAGCCUGCCCAGCUGCCAGCCCCAGUGCAGCAGGUCAAGCAGGAGCCCAUGGCGGAUGCCGAGCAGAAGCCCUAUCAACUGCCCGAAGGCUUUCGCGAGGACUUCACUCUAGAGCAGGAGGAGCUGGCCUUUGCGCCGCCGCCGCGCAAGCUGCCGGCCCAGCUGCAGCAACAGGCGCGCGACGCCAGCUGUGCGCCGGAGAAGCUGCGGCGGCUGGGCGUCCAGCUGCCGGAGGCAUUCUGUGAGCUGUGCUGCAAGGAGUACGCCAAUCGUUACUUUCUGCGCACGCACAAAUGGAAGCGUCAUGGCGUCUUUGUGCCGCCCGAGGAUCUGGGCAAGGAGGAGCAGCAGCCGGUCAUGCCCGCCGGCUGGCCAUUCAUGCCGCUCAAUCUGAUGCUGCCCAAGGCAGCCGCCGAGCAGGAACAGCAGCCCGACCAGGAGCAACAAGUCGACGACGAGCAGCAGCAGCAGCUGGAGGAGCAGCCACACAAGCGCAUCAAACUGGAGCCCUACGAUGAGUCGACGCCGCCGGAAAAGCUGGACAGCUCUGCGAUGGGCCUGCAGAAUCUGCAGAAGCUGCAGUCGAUGCUGCAGCAGCUCAAUGAUUUCAAUGGCAAGCGACCGCUGCCGUGCCACCUGUGCGGCCGGGAGCUGGAGCAUCAGUAUGCGCUGCGUGCCCAUCUCAUGACCGAGCAUGCUGGCCAGCUGCUGCCCGAGGGCCAUCCCAUGCUCUACCAGCAACAGCAGCAGCCGCAGCAGCCACAGUUGCCGCUCAAGUUGUCGCCUUUGGGCGGCGGAGGCGGCGGUUCGCCCGGGGCUGCGGUCACGCCCACGUCGACGGCGAAUGAGCUGCGCUGCCAGCAGUGCGAGCGCGAGUUUGCCACACAACAGGAAUUCAAGCAACAUAUCGCCGAGGUGCAUCUGGGCCGCAUACCCGGCACCAGUCCGCUGCGCGAAGGCUUCUACACGCCGGAGCGUGCCACGGUGCCGGCUGCCGGCGGCGCUGCCGCUGUGCCGCCGCGUGCCGCCUACACCAUAACGCCGACGUCCAGCUAUUGCGAGAUCUGCAACAAGGAGCUGUGCAACAAGUACUUCAUGAAGACGCACAUGCAGCGCAUGCACGGCAUUGAGAUCGAGAAUGGCGCCCAAAUCGGCGGCGUCGUCUGCAACAUAUGCAACAAGGAGCUGUGCAGCAAGUACUUUCUGCGCGUGCACAAGCACAACACGCACGGCAUCAUCGAGGAUGGGGCACCAUUGCCCCAGCCGCGUGGCAGCGCCCAGAACGGACUCAAGGCCGAGGCACAGCAGCAACAGCAGCAGCAGCAACAGCAACAACAACAGCAGCAGCUGGUUCUGGAGCCGGAGAUCAAUUUGACGCCGAUUGGCGGCGACUCCGGCGCCGGCAACGAGCUGUGCCCGUUGUGCGCCCGCCAGUUCCGCAGCGCCAAGUGGCUGCGCACGCAUCUGAUGAACGAACACGGCGCCGCGGGCAUCGAGAAGCUGCGCGACCUGGAACAGUCGCCACAGAGCGGCGCCGGCAGCAAGCCGAACAGUCCCACGCUCAAGAUACCCAAUGGGAAUCCCGCUGGCGCCGUCGCCGGCGUCAGUCCGGCCAACAAUCUGGCUCAGGCGCUGCAGAAUGCGCAACAGCAGCUGUUUGGCCAGAUGCAGCUGCCCAAGGGAAUGCCGCUGCCGCUGCCGUUGCCGGGCAUGUUCGAGCAGACGCCACGCUUCAAGGAAUACCAGUGCUCGCUCUGCCCCUUCACCACGCCCUACUAUGCAUUCCUCUUCAUACACGAGCGCUCGCAUGCGCUGCUCAACAAUGGAGGCGACGGGGAGACGCAUGUCGCCGCCGAGGCGGAGCCGCCGCGCAACGAACGGGACAGAUCCUUUGCCUUGGUGCAGGGCAAGGCCAGGACCAAGCCGAGCCGCGAGAGAGCCGACCGAGCCGAUGUGGAGCACAUCGAGCCCACGAAUCUGACCACCACCAACAACAGCAGCAACAGCAGCAGCAGCCACAGCAAUGCGAAGGCUGCCACGCCCACACCCACGCCCACAACGAUACACUCACCAGGCACAAUUGCUGCCUCGCCGAAAGCACGUUCCGCAACCGUGACACCCACGCCAGGACGACGCAGCACCAUCAACUCCAAGCCCGGCACGCCCAACGGCAUCAACGCCCAACGCUCGGCGGCCACCUCGCCGUUUGAGGCGUGCAGCGAUCUGGCCAAUGGCAGCGGCAAGCCGGCCAGCUAUGCGCAGCCGGACAAGUCCGAGGAGGCAUAUCAGAUGCAGGCCUUCCAUUUGACGCCCGCCGACGGCGAUGCGGAGGGUCUGUUUGCGCCCGCCCUUGUCUAUUUGCCGGUGCGCGUGCGCGCCUCGGAGUCGACCACACUGAGCUUCAGGCUGACACCAGCCUAAGCUUGCCCAGAGUUGGCUCCCAGGCACCGAUACACACACAAAUCCAAAACAACACAAGAGUGUUGCCAGCGUAUGUAAGUUAAAGCCCAACCGUUUUGUUUAGAACCAUUUACAACAACAAUAGCACAAUGACACGAGCUUAAAAUGAUGCCCAAUAAUGGGAUUAAUCUGACAGAGCAGGAUAGCGAGAGAAGCUUUUAAAAAAUAUACAAGGAGUGACACACUUUUAAGCUCUAGGCCAAUGAAAGCACAUUUAAUCCAGCUUGAAGCUUAAAUGAGCUUUAAGCUCAAACAUCGAAAAGAAUAUAAAAACUCUUAGCCUAAAGCUCCAAGUGAAAUACAAACAACAAUUGAUUUAGCUUGAAUCUGAAAUGGAGUAACAAACUUUUAAGCUUCAAGCGCUAGACAACAUUUUUUAUAUUUAAUGAAAGCACAAAACAUGCAGCGCGAAAACUUUAUGAGCUUAGAGAACUUCUUGCUUCAUUGAAAGUUUUCUAAUUCUUUAAAAAAGCAAAUUUUCUUGAUGUUUUGGUUAUUUCUCUCAAAGAUUAAUCCACUGAUUAGGUAAUAUAACUAGCAAGUGUCAUUGAGCUUUUAACGAAAGCUACAGCCGGCCACAGUGGUGGCAAGCAGUUAUCGUCCCACUACCCCAGCCCGUUAACCGUUAACCGACAAGAAGACAAGACAAAAUAGUGGAACUACAAAAGACUGAGUGCGCAUAUUAGUUGAGCUCAUUAAAGUAAAGUUUAUAUACAAUAGCUAUAUAGCUACAGCAACUGCAGAUCUGCAGAAUUGCAAAUAUGUGGCAUAUAUAGUGAAAAUUAAUGCGUUUUGUGUUUAACAUGAAACCAACUACAAGAAAAAAACUUGAAUAUCUAUAAUCAAAACAAAUAACAAGUCCGUUUCAGCUGGCAACACUGUGUGCUAAAAACAUAUUUUUUUAUAAAUCCAUAACCAAGAUAACAUGAUAAAAAUCAAAUGAAAACCAAAAAAAAAAGAUAAACAUAAAAAUUGCAUAACAUACCAAACAAUACAUAUAUCUAUAUCUCUAGUGAUUAAUAUCAAAGUUCCUAUGCGUAAUAGUAAUUUUUAAAAGCCAUUAACGUAUCGUAAACGGGAAAGGUACGAGGAGAGGUAACUUAGUCGAAAAAAAGGAAAAUUAAAUACGUACAUAAUACAUAAGUCGCCAGGCAGGAGAGUUGGGAGAGUGGGAGAAAGUGGAAGAAAGUGGGAGGCGUGU